GGAAGGGGGCUUCUUCGCGCGCCCCGCAGAGGCCGAGCGCAAGCGGGCGAGGCCGAGGCGUCGUCGCCGCCGCCAUGGAGGACCCGCUGCUGUCGACGGCGCCCAUCAACCCCAACAACUUCCCGGCCAAGCUGUGGCGGCUGGUGAACAGCCCGCGCUUCCGCUCCAUCCGCUGGGACGCCCGCGGGGAGGGGCUGCUCAUCGACCAGCCCUUGUUCGAGGCCGAGCUGCUGGGCGCCGGGGGGGCGGCGGCCGUUGCCGGGGGAGGCGGGCCGGGCGGCGACGCCGCGGCCGCUUCGGCCUCGCCUUCCUCCUCCUCGUCCUCCGGCGGCGUCCCCUCGGCGCCUCAGGCCUCGCCGGAGCUCUUCAAGACCACCAACUUCACCAGCUUCAUCCGGCAGCUCAACCUGUACGGCUUCCGGAAAGUGGUGCUGGGCCCGCCCGGAGGCGGCGGGGGCGGCGGAGGGCCGUCGGGCGGCGGCGGUGGGUCGGCCUCGGCCCCCGGCGGGCCCCUGCACCACUUCCACAGCCCGCACUUCCGCCGCGACCGGCCGGACCUGCUGGUGCACCUCAAGCGCCUGACCAGCGCCAACAAGGCCAAGCUGGCCGCCGGCCUGGAGGUCACCAGCCGGCCGCCCAACCGCUUCCAGCGCCUCCUCAGCACCUCCCUGCACGGCGGGGAGGCCCUCCUGGCCCAGCAGCACAACGCCCCCGCGGGGCAGGCCGCCGCUGCUUCCGCCGGGGCAGGCGCCAAGAGUAGCGACAGCAAGCCCGCGCCACUGACUUUAGGACAGUUUCACCGGUCUUUUCGGCGAGACAGCUUAUCUCCAUACUCAUACCUGUCGCCAUCAUCUCACAACCAAAAUACCUUUCCACUGAAAGGUUCAGAACGGACUCCUCUUCCUCCCAGAACAUGGCAGAACUCCCUUGGGAUGCUCCCAGGGCAGGUGGAGACAUCGACUUUUUCAGACAAAGGAGUUCCAUUUCCUGUGCUCCAGAGGUUUCCAACUGAGGUAACUUACACUCUGCAGCCCAGCGCUACAUCAGUGCACAUUCAGCAAGGGCCACAGACUAUGGCUGCGUCUUCCCAGAAAUAUACCAGUUAUGCAGCUUCAGCACCAUACUCCCAAGCUUACUACCCAACAGCUGUAUUACAAUGUUGCUCUCCACCUACCCAUAUGGAUCCCUUAAGUGGCUGUGCUAGUCCAACAGCCUCAACCUAUACACACUGCAGUUAUUUUCAGAAUCCACCAAUGCAGUCUUCAUACCCUGUUGAAUUUUUGCCUUCUAAUUGGUCUUGCAAUACCAAUGAUGAAAACAAAAAGACAGAAGUCAACUUGGAGGCUGUCUUCCAGAUUGUAGAUGAGAUGCAUUCAUCCCCCAAACUGGAAAUGGUAAAAGUGGAACCAGUGGAGAACCAGUGUCCAACUUCACAGCCAAACCGAGGCCAGCAGUUACUAGUUAAUCCAGGGAACAGUGAUGCACCUUCUUCAGGUCAAGCCAGCCACCUAGAACCUCUGACACCUGUGGGCUCAGAUAUUACAUCUUUUGUGGUGGAAUCAGAUCAAGCUAUAGCAUGCUCCUUGCCACAGUCACCAGAGUUUAUUUACACUAUCCACACCACUGAACCUGUGGAGAGUACUGCAGCACAAAUAGUGCAGCCACCUGCAGCCCCACAGCAGACACCAGCAAAGCUGAAAGAACCUCUGAACCAAUCUUCAGCACAGUCUUCCAUGGUGUUUGUACAGGAGGAAAUUUCUUUCAGUCAGCCACAGGAGGAUCCCAGCAUCAAGUGUCAGGCAAUUCCAUCAGAGACCGUUGUGUCUUCUGAGCAGAUAGGAUUCCUCAUUUCAGAGGUGGGUCCUCUCAGCAAAUGUGCCAAAGAUUCGGUUUCAUCUAUGCAAACCAAAUGCAGAGAAAGAAGGAGCAGCUCACAAAAGGGAAAAUCCCCUGAUCUACAUCUGCUAGUGGAUGUGGCUUGCAAACAAGAGCAUUUUCCAAAGGAAGAAGAAUUAAGGGAGUGAGAACUUGAUGGAAAGUAUGUGCAAAUGCUGAGUAGUGGCCAGCUGGGGAAGAGCAGUGCCUUUCACGCCAGGAGGACUUUGGAGGCUUUUCUGUUGUUAGUAACAAAAUUCUCUCCUCCUAUGCUCAUUUUUGUUUCACAUUUAAAUAAUCCCACCAUUGUGUUUAUUAUACCUCUUUAGUAGGUUUUAAUAAUUUUACUGGUCAAUUUCUCCUGAUUUAUUUGCCCAAAUUACAUACAAGUAGAAAACCUGGUCUCUUGGUAAAUAGGAAAACGUAACACCCUCAGGGAGAUGUCCCAGAUGUGGAAUGUUUCUUGUUUUGCACUGGAACAUAUACACUAUGUUGCAACGAACAGCAACAUCCCGCAUCCCUAGGACUGUUCAGAUUCCAUUUGUGGACCAUUUAAAGGUAGAGGGUUUUUAGAAAACAAAUUGAACACAAAGGAAUUUGAGGUCACAGGAUCUGAGGUCCAAAUGGCUCAUCAAUUAUAGGAAAGGCACUCUGGGAAAGAUGAGCUCAUUUUCUAGGUAUUACACAGGACAUUUUCCUCUUUCUUGCAUUUGUUCCUUUCCAAUAGCAAGUAUUGGCCUUUCUAGGAGUACAGCUGCUGGAUAUUUUAUGUUAAUGGAGCAUUCUUGGGUUUUAAUAAUUUCCUCAUUCUAGAGGCACUUUAUAAUAAAUUGUUAAGGCAACUGUUGUUUUACUAUAUUGCUUAGCUUAAAUAUGUCUUCUCAAGCUAUUUUAACUUGUUCAACAUAAUUGUAUUUAUUGAUAAUAUAUUUUAAAGAGCCAUGUCUUUGUACUGAUAUUUAUUUGUGUUGUAAGUAUAUUAGUAUAUAUGUGUGUGAAUGAUGUAGCACAGUGAGAAUGUGCUUCAAUCUUGUUCACUCAUAUUUUCAGAGUCAGAUUUCUACAACUGUGAAAAAUGCAUAAGAAAGUACUUGAAAAAGCAGAGAGAACAGACAGAUCUGCAACUUAUAGCUCUGUUACAUCCAUUAUCUCCCAGUACCCUUGUGAAUGGCAGGAUGAACCAAGGUCAGAUGUGCAAACUCGGCUGGAGCCUCAAGUCAGACAGAUCUUAAUGUGGUAUCAUUUCCUUCAGAACUGCCAUUACAUAGAUUUCCAGAUAUUCUGAAUAUUUUGAGACGGCCCUCAAUCAGUCUUCUGAGGCCCUGUGUGUCCAUCUAGAAAUCCAGUAUUAUUUUAAGGCAAGCUGUCAAAUAGAGAGGAAAAAUGCCAUUGCAGUUGGGAACAAUAUCUAGCACCAUCUCUGAAAGGCUGGAUUUGAGUGGUAUAUGUUGUGCUCAUGUUGUUGUCUGGACCCAAAAUAGGGCUGCAUACAUACCAAACAUUUAAAGCAUGUGGCUUCUCCCAAAGAAUCCUGGGAACUGUAGUUUGUUAAGAGUGCUGGGAAUUGUAGUUGUGUGAGGGGUAAACUACAUUUCCCAGGAUUCUUGGGGGGAAGCCAUGUGCUUUAAAUGUAUGGUAUAUAUGCAGCCUAGGUUGGCAACUAUUGUUGAGCUUCAAACUAGUGUUGAUCCAUAUUAAUGCAAAUGACGUUUUUUCUUUGCCAUGCCUGCAUAGGAUUAUAGCAAAAUAUCUGCAGUAGUCCUUUUUGAUGAUCAGUAAAGUAAGAGCUUUCACAUGGGUCUGCAGUUUUAACUCUAAAUUAGGAAACGGUUGCAUUUAUUGUCUUUUUCCUGUCUACAGGCUAGUUUUUAAAAGAGGCCAAGGAGCUGGAUCUCCUGCCAUAUUUAUAGGCACAAUUACUUGACUUGACUGACUCUUGAGCAUUUGUAAGAUGACAAAAGAGAAAGGACAUUCACACUGUGUAAAGAAAUCUGCAUAGAAAUCUGCACUAUUGCUGAAACUAAUAAAACUCUCGGGGUAACUCUCCAGAACAGCCUUCUCAGUGUUUCCACCCUUUUAGCCCAGAUG
Molecule: messenger RNA, 3963 nt
Organism: Rhineura floridana
Lineage: Eukaryota; Metazoa; Chordata; Lepidosauria; Squamata; Rhineuridae
Gene: HSF5
Product: heat shock transcription factor 5
Exons: 6
Coding region: 75-2024 (649 amino acids)
Biological process (GO): regulation of DNA-templated transcription
Molecular function (GO): DNA-binding transcription factor activity; sequence-specific DNA binding
Source: RefSeq, a predicted model, not a curated record